Molecule: messenger RNA, 2463 nt
Organism: Agrilus planipennis (emerald ash borer)
Lineage: Eukaryota; Metazoa; Arthropoda; Insecta; Coleoptera; Buprestidae
Gene: orb2
Product: translational regulator orb2
Exons: 6
Coding region: 72-1157 (361 amino acids)
Biological process (GO): negative regulation of cytoplasmic translation
Cellular component (GO): cytoplasm; nucleus; neuron projection
Molecular function (GO): translation factor activity, RNA binding; mRNA regulatory element binding translation repressor activity; ribosome binding
Source: RefSeq, a predicted model, not a curated record
AAACUACACCACAGUUAGUCUGUGACCAACAUUGCGCGAGUGUAGAACUCUCGUCAAAAGUUAUUUGCACGAUGUUUCGUGCUUUCGGUACCUCCCCAUUGGUGGACACUAAUGCACCGGUAGAACCAACAUCCUGGGGAUUGCCAGCAUAUCCUCCCCUUAUCAAAGGUUUCAUAAAUUGCAACACAAGUGCGUUUCAGUCUCUAACGCAGUUACAUGGGAAAGCUCCGUAUUUCCCUGGAUUGGAUGACCAAGCCGGGACAGUACUGUUAGAAGAGCCUAGUCAUCUUGCAGAUAGUACCCUAAGUACCCAACCCCUAAGUUCUCCAUCUAGAUCAUCCCCGCAUUCGCAAGGUUCUGAGGGAGGAGAAAGAUUCUCCAGGAAAGUUUUUGUCGGUGGAUUGCCACCUGACAUCGAUGAAGAUGAAAUAACAGCAAGUUUUAGACGAUUUGGACCACUCGUAGUCGAUUGGCCACACAAAGCCGAAAGCAAAUCCUAUUUUCCACCAAAGGGGUAUGCGUUUUUGCUAUUUCAGGACGAAAAUUCUGUACAAAGUUUAAUUGACGCCUGCAUCACCGACGAAGAUAAAUUAUAUCUUUGUGUCUCUUCACCUACCAUUAAAGACAAGCCCGUUCAAAUUCGGCCAUGGAGACUUUCCGAUGCUGAUUUCGUUUUAGAUGCUUCGAUGCCUUUAGACCCCCGAAAGACUGUAUUUGUUGGAGGAGUACCACGUCCACUGAAGGCAGUUGAACUAGCCAUGAUAAUGGAUCGGUUGUAUGGAGGCGUAUGCUAUGCAGGCAUAGACACGGAUCCCGAACUGAAAUAUCCUAAAGGAGCUGGAAGGGUUGCAUUUAGUAACCAGCAGAGUUAUAUUGCAGCCAUUAGUGCACGAUUUGUGCAGUUACAACAUGGUGAUAUAGACAAACGAGUCGAAGUAAAGCCAUACGUACUAGAUGACCAAAUGUGUGAUGAAUGCCAGGGACAACGCUGCGGUGGGAAGUUUGCACCUUUCUUUUGUGCAAAUGUCACAUGUUUGCAGUAUUAUUGUGAACACUGUUGGGCAACUAUCCACUCAAGGCCUGGUCGUGAGUUUCAUAAGCCUUUAGUAAAAGAGGGUGCAGACAGGCCCCGAGCAGUACCCUUCCGCUGGUGUUAACGCAGGAGCGCUUAGUAUGGCUGCCGUCGGUUUUGGCUUUUUUUUACCACAGACGGCAUGCUAUUUUUUGCAUAGGCAUAAUUCUAUAGUAGCAAUUUAUACAUAUUUAAAUACAUAUGUAACCAGUUAUCUUCUUUAAAUAAGACGCCUGACGAUAGGGAAAUGAUUAAGAACAGUUAUGAUGUAUAUCAGGCGACGUUUGUCUUUUUUACCUUGUUCAAUGUGAAAUACGAGGUGUGACACUAAAAUACUGAGACAGACGUUGACUUCUUUCAGUUUCUGACGCACUUUUUGAAAAGACAUGGACCCCCCAACGGUUGCCAAACACGUUUAUUCUUAUGAAAACGUGAAAAAAUGAGAGCAAAGGUGUGCCUUCUCUUGAUUAGAUCGGGGAUUAAUAAUCGAAAUGCUAUUUUUGAAAAACAUUUUAAAAUAAUUCUAAUUUAUUUGUUUUAUUCUUAAACUUUUGCAAGGCAAUUUUACUACUUGAAAUCGAGUCUCAUUUGUUUAUUGACAUACCUCGUAGACCCCCCUUUCACCUGCACAGAAGGAUGUCGUAUGUUCGUUUUACGAGAUUUGGAGAACGUUUUGUUUUCUUUUUUUUUUUAACUUCAGGGUAUUUGUAAAUACUAGUCUAAUCUAUAGCGCUGUGCAGAAAGUAAAGGGAGCUAGCUCUCCCUUGCGGCAAAACACUUAGACAGGGUCGGACUUAAGGGGACAGCGAUGAUGCCUGGGACGUUACCUUUGCAAAGUCUUUAUUUUCUGCUCUUUAAAUGUUUUAUGGGUGGUAGAACGUAAGUCAAAAGAAGUAAAUAUUUUAAGGGUCCGCAUCUCAUUUCAACGUUAAAUUCGACCCUGUAUUUAGCCCCAAGUACCUGACCAGUCUGCUCCCGUCUUCUACCCAAAAACCGCUGCUUUGCUUAUUGUCCUCAUGUAUUCCUAACAUCCCUUAUUUGGUGUGUGAUAUCAUAGACGUCUUAAUGUAUUCAAUGAAUUUCCUUCACAUGAUCACUUACAAAUCGACCGAUUCAUUCAAAUAAAAAACAACUUCAGCCGGUUUGAAGAAUAUUUGUAGUAGAUUUUGCUAAUUAAUUACUAACGAGAAUUACCGAAACUUUUCGUACUAUACUACUUAAAAAAAAAAAAAAACAAGCUUUAAUACUGUAGUCAUAGGAUAGAGAAAACUUUCUUAUUAUUUUAACUUUCUUAUUUGUCGAUAAACAGGCGUAAUUCUUCUUUAAUUGAUUCAUCUAACAAUUAAAUUAUUUAUUGAACGCAGUCGCUUAAAUAUUUUAUAUAAACGUUA